This is a messenger RNA of Paramecium sonneborni, 420 nucleotides long. NCBI's taxonomy places the organism in Eukaryota, Ciliophora, Oligohymenophorea, Peniculida, Parameciidae. The record is from the annotation of a GenBank genome assembly.
AUGAAAAACAUUUUGAUCAUAUCUGUUCUAAUUACUAUUUCAUAAGCAUGUUCAUUUCUCAUUUAGAAGAUGGAAAUCUAAAAACAAAUUAUAUUGAUUCAAUCUGAAUGUCACUUAAAGCAAAUCAAAGAAGUAGAAACAGAUAGAAUAAUAGAUAUUACACAUAUCUCUGAAGAAUAAGUUGUAAUAGAUGCCUCUCAAAUAAGUGAGUUAAAUGAUUACGAAUUCCUAUUCAAGAAUAAACAGCAUGAAAAUUAAUAGAUCAAAAUCAAGAUUAUUCAGAAUACAGAUCAAUUGAAAUUAAUUUAAGAAUAAAUACAUAAAGAAGGAGUUGAAAAGGAAUAUUAAAUAGUUGUUGAUAAAUUAAAGUCAGACAUAUUCUGGGGUAUCGUAAAAGGUUUUUUAAUGCUAUUAUUGUGA